Molecule: messenger RNA, 6097 nt
Organism: Anastrepha ludens (Mexican fruit fly)
Lineage: Eukaryota; Metazoa; Arthropoda; Insecta; Diptera; Tephritidae
Gene: Ser
Product: protein serrate
Exons: 17
Coding region: 1074-5429 (1451 amino acids)
Biological process (GO): cell communication; establishment or maintenance of epithelial cell apical/basal polarity; multicellular organism development
Cellular component (GO): protein-containing complex; plasma membrane
Molecular function (GO): calcium ion binding; Notch binding
Source: RefSeq, a predicted model, not a curated record
CGGUUUAGUUUUUGAAGUUGUGCGGUUAAUUGCGUGACGGUAGCAACAUAGCAGGAACAGUGGCGCACAGUGUACAGUGCACUCACGCACACAAUUAAACACACGUGUACUCUGACAAACAUACAUAUGUAUGCGUACGCUUGCAUACAUAUUUCGGUAACGAUAUAGGUACAUAUAUAAGUGUGGCAUUUGCCUGCGGCAACAAGUGCUAGUUCCUCAUUUGUUGCAUGCGUACAACAAAGUGAAGGAAGAAGAAAAUAAAUUGAAUAAUAAAAAGUGCGAACAGUGACUAGUGAAUUGAAAUGGAAAUGGAAAUUGUGCGUUGAAGACGAGUAUAAAGUGAAACAACAAACAACAACAAAAAACACAAAAAAAUAUACAAAUUAACUGGAUAUUGUAUGCAGUGUUGGCUGUGUGUUGAAUGAAAAUGUCACAACAUUGAAUAGGUGCCGGUGCUUGGCAGAAGUUGGCAAAUAUUUGAUGGAGACACAAAUAAACAAAAAUAGGAAAAACUGUGUGCCUAUGAGGGCGCGGCAGAGAACAACAAUACUAAGUAUUCAACGAGUAAUAAUAAAAUCAAAAUAAAAUAAAUAAGAAACAAAUUACGAAGGAGCAUAGCAAAAGUGUAGGAAAUACACGCAUUACAUACAGACAUAAUAAAAUAAAUAUUAAAAAAAAAAGUUGCAUGUGAAUGUGUGAAAAUCACAAUAACAAUAAAAAUAACGACAAUAAAAACCAUUAUAACUAUAUAAUACGCACAUCCAUACAUACACACACCUAGUAAAGCAGCAUUGUUGAUAAGAAAGAUCGUUGGAAAAAAAUGUGUGCAAUGACGAAAAAGUGAAUUUGAAAAAAAAAAAAAUUAUACAAUAAUAAAAAAAAAAAAUUUGUAACUAUGAGUGAAAGUGCAACGAAAAUAACGAAAGCGUAAAAGUCAGAUAAUUUUUCAUAUUAACGAAUGCUCAAACAAUAAAUUUUAUCAUCGAAUAAGAGACUUGAUAGUCUCCAGUUAGAAACGCACAGACUUCAGCAGAACGUACCAAGUGAAAAUUCUAAAAUAAUAGAAUAAAAUAAUGUACAGAAUGUUUACAAAACACUUCCGCCGGAAAAUGCGGCAUAGCGACUCAGUUGCCGCACUCAUCAUCUACAUCCUACUCGCUCUCAUACAAAAGAUAUCAGCAGCUGGUAACUUUGAAUUAGAAAUAUUAGAAAUUUCAAAUACAAAUAGUCACCUACUGACGGGCUAUUGUUGUGGUGUUCCUUUAGAAAUAAGAAGUACAAAAACGACGGGAUGUCCGCCCUGCUCCACGGCCUUUCGUCUGUGCCUCAAAGAGUAUCAGAGUUCACCGCCCAGCAUAUCUAUGGGCUGUUCAUUUGGCAACAAGACGUCAGAGAUAUUGGGUGGUUCCAGCUUUGUGCUGAACGAGCCUGGCAUGAGUGCGAUUGUGUUGCCAUUCACAUUUCGUUGGACGAAAUCGUUUACGCUGAUAUUGCAGGCGUUGGAUAUGUACAACAUAUCGUACCCAGAUUCGGAGAGGUUAAUUGAAGAAACAUCAUUUUCGGGCGUGAUCCUACCAUCGCCCGAAUGGAAGACACUAGAUCACAUUGGCAAGAAUGCUCGUAUUACAUAUCGGGUCAGAGUGCAAUGUUCCGCUACGUACUAUAACACAACAUGUACGACUUUCUGUCGGCCGCGCGACGAUCAAUUCGGUCACUACAAUUGCGGUGCGCAGGGACAAAAAGUUUGUGUGCCCGGCUGGAAGGGCGCCACUUGUGAGGAGGCGAUUUGUCGGCCCGGCUGCGACCCCAAACAUGGAAAAUGUGAACAACCCGGCGGCUGUGAAUGUCGUCGCGGCUGGCGUGGACCACUGUGCAACGAGUGCAUGGUGUAUCCUGGUUGCAAGCAUGGUUCGUGUAAUGGCAGCGCCUGGAAAUGCGUGUGCGAUACCAAUUGGGGAGGAAUACUCUGCGAUCAAGAUUUAAAUUACUGUGGCACUCAUGAACCCUGCAUGCAUGGCGGUACCUGUGAGAAUACCGCACCUGAUAGAUAUCGCUGCACUUGCGCCGAGGGUCUGUCCGGUGAACGUUGCGAAAUCGUGGAGCAUCCGUGUGCAACGCAUCCAUGCAAAAACGGUGGAACUUGUGCGCUCAAAGAAUCAACACUACCGAAUGUAACAACGUUGCCGACAUAUCGUGCGAUGCGCGGCAUGAGCUCAGCUAUGGGGAAACCAGUUAGUCGUCGCGACUCACUGCUAGGAUUGGCAGGAUUAAGCAGCGCUACGUCGGCAACAACAACACCAAUUGGUAUAGGUGGCAUGACGGGCGGUGCAAGCGGCAAUGCGGGUGAUGGUCGCGGGAAUAGCACGAGCGCCAUGAAUGCACUUGCUGCAGCUGCGGCCAAAUUGCUGCCAGGCGGUGGUGGAGGUGUUGCUAAUCCAUCGCUAGCCACAUCGAUGCUAAUGCAACUGCAACAGUAUCAUAAUAGUGGCAAUGGUGGCAGCGGCAGCAGUACGAGCACGAGUAAUGUGCUGCAUUCGCAUCAUUCGAUCGGCCAUCGGCCGCAACAGAUACCACCGGUUGGCGAAUAUACUUGUGCCUGUUUACGCGGCUGGACGGGACCAUCAUGUGAAAUCAAUAUCGAUGAGUGUGCUGGCGGUCCCUGCGAACACGGUGGCACUUGCAUCGAUCUAAUCGGCGGCUUUCGCUGUGAAUGUCCUCCCGAGUGGACAGGCGAUGUAUGUCAAACCGAUGUAAAUGAAUGCGAAGUCCACUACACGACAAACAAUAAUAACAACGUCGCUGCAUCUUUAGCAGAUGCGAUUUCAUCAGCGACCUCGUCGGCGGCGUUGAUUGCCGCCAUAAGUGCUGCAACAACCUCCAGAGCUGCAACGGCUGCCGCGAGGGCAGCACUCAAAGCGCAAGCGGCAUCUGCAGGCAAUGCAACGGCGGGAUCAGCACUGUCCACCACAGUGGGUCCCUGUAUAAAUGCGCGACAGUGCAUCAAUCUACCCGGCUCGUUUUCAUGCAUCUGCAACGAAGGCUGGGGUGGACCAACGUGCGCUCAAAACACCGACGAUUGCGUGGGACAAUGCAAGAAUGGAGCGACCUGUAUCGAUUUGGUGAAUGACUAUCAUUGCGCGUGCGCAACAGGUUUUACGGGUCGCGAUUGUGAGACCGACAUAGAUGAAUGCGCAAACUCACCGUGUCGCAAUGGUGCUGAAUGCGUGGACUUGAUUGGAAAAUUUAAGUGUAUCUGCCUGCUGGGUUACUCCGGCUCGUUAUGUGAGGAGGCCAAAGACUACUGCACACCGUCACCGUGUCAACAGGGUCGCUGCCUAAAUACACCCGGCAGCUAUUAUUGUCAUUGUCCACCGGAUCGAGCGGGUAAGCUCUGCGAGCAAGCCCGGCCGCUCUGUUCGAAACCGCCAUGCAAUGAAGGCUGCUUCGCUAAUACCACCACGAAUGCGCUCCCAUGCAGUGGGUAUGGCACAUGUGAGAUCAGUGAUGUGGGCACACGCUGCAAAUGUCAUGCCGGCUAUACGGGCACCUUCUGUGAACAUACUUUAAAUGAGUGCUUGCCAAAUCCUUGUCGAAAUGGUGGAAUUUGCUUGGAUGGUGAUGGUGAUUUUACAUGUGAAUGCGUUUCUGGUUGGACAGGUAAGCGCUGCUCCGAACGUGCUAACGAAUGUUAUGCCGGCCAAUGCAAAAACGGUGGUACCUGCCUGUCUGGUUCUACGGAGAAAGGCAUACAAUCGCAUUGCCGUUGUGGGCCCGGCUGGACUGGCGCCUUUUGCGACGAGCCGAUUGAUCAAUGCAGCGGUCAGCCAUGCCACAAUGGCGGUACUUGUGAAUCCGGUACCGGCUGGUUUCGAUGUGUAUGUGCACAAGGCUUCUCUGGACCGGAUUGUCGCAUCAAUGUGAACGAGUGUUCGCCGCAACCUUGCUUGGGCGGUGCGACGUGCAUUGAUGGAAUUGGCGGUUAUACGUGCAUUUGUCCCCCAGGACGACAUGGAUUGCGUUGUGAGAUUUUGCUUUCCGAUCCGAAAUCUACCUGCCAUAACUCUACGAAUUCAUUAUCACCUUAUCAAGCAUUGAAUCAAAGCUAUGGCGAGUGGCUAGAGCUGGCGCUUUCUGGGAACACAGACGAAUUCUGCAAUGCUUGUAUCUGUGAGAAUGGUACUUCGCGCUGCACGAACCUCUGGUGUGGUUUGCCGAAUUGCUUUAAAGUCGAUGCGACAAGGAAAUCUUCAAAUCUAUCUGGGGUGUGCAAGCAACACGAGGUCUGCGUGCCGACAGUGAGUGAGGCAUGUCUCUCACCCCCAUGUGCAGUACGUGGUGACUGUCGUGCGCUAGAGCCAUCGCGUCGCGUAGCUCCACCGCGCCUGCCUGCCCAACCUGAAUGCUGGCCAAAUCAAGCGGUGCUGAAUGAGAACUGUGCACGCCUCACUAUUAUACUAGAUCUGGAGCAAGUUGGUGAAGGUUCAUCUGUGGAAGGGCUUUGUGCGAUUAUACGUUUUUUACUGGCCUCGAAACUGGUGAAAAUUCAGCGCGACAGCAACGAAGCUAUGCUAAUUAUUAUAUGUGACUUGAAGACAGGCGCAAAUGAUACCAUAGAAGUAACUGUGUCAUCGACUACGUUAGCAGAUCCUCGAUUGCCCACAGUGGUCGGCUUACUUGGCGAGCUGCUUUCCUCACGUCAACUCAACACUCUACAACGUCGCAACGAGUUGCGCCACGGGAAAUUUGCACCACUAGUAUCCAUACUUGAAGUAAAGGUGGAAACGGCACUCGUAGCCGAAGGCAACCACAACAGCCUACUUAUCGGCAUUCUCUGUGGCAUCUUUAUUGUACUUAUCGGCUGUGUAGUAUUCAUAACUCUCAUUUGGCGUCAACGACUUCAUUCACGCUCUACUUCGGGCAUCAAUCUUACACCCUCUAUGGAUGCAUUGCGCCACGAAGAGGAAAAAUCGAAUAAUUUACAGAACGAAGAAAAUCUGCGACGUUACACGAAUCCGCUCAAAGGUUCCACCAGUUCAUUGGGUCGAACCAAUGGCAUAGAACUUAGCCUUAAUCCAUCGCCAGAAUUGGCCACAGUCUCCUCACUAGUAACCGCUUCUACCUCAGCACUGCACCGUUCGCAGCCACUCUAUCCAGCCAAUUGUGGUGAAUCGAAUUUCGACUGUGACUUGGAGGUGAAUGCGACGGGUAGUAGAGGUAAUGCGGCGAGCAAAACCGAGCUACAUCAUGCACAUGUACAAAAGCGCAACUCACAAAUCUUGUUACACAAAACGCCCAAUUCCGAUAUGAAGAAGAACACAGUCGGUUCGCUGGAUAGUCCACGAAAGGAUUUUGGAAAGAGAUCAAUCAAUUGUAAAUCAAUGCCACCACCUGCCAACGAAGACUCGGACGUGCUCACAGUGGUGGUGUAGUAUUCGAUCGUAAUAGCAGUUGAGCAGCCUGUAAGCAAUUGAGCCGAUGAUCUCAGAAUAUCUACCGAAUUAAUUAGCAAACUUUAGGGUUAGAUAAAUCGCCUUUUUGCGAGAGAGGAAAGGAAUAAAAAUAUGUACAAGCAAUUGAAUCUAUAUCCGCCGAAGCUUCGAUUUUUACUUAGACUAUGGGUUGAUCAGAAGGAAGAGCAAACGGGAAGUGGACCAGUUGUGUGUAUCAAAAUGAUUAUCGCCACUUCCUCAUGCCAUGCACACCCGCUUACAGUAAAUAUGGGUAUAAUUGAACGAAAUUUUACUUAAUAAAUUGUUUAUGAAUUACGACUUUUUCGAACUUAUCUAAACUAUUUAGCUAGAUAUGAAAAUGAACGAUUAACGUGGAGAUAGCAAUAUGCAAUAGUAAGUAGUUUAAUUAAAUUAAAUUGUUAAGUUUGGCUAAGGAAUAAAAAUUAUUGUAGAAGCUAGAUAAAAUUAGAUAAAUAGAAUAAUGCAUAUACUACUACUAAUAAAUAUAAUGUUGAGUUUGAAAAAUCCUACAGCGUGUGAUAUUAUAGAUUAAAUAAAUACAAAUUUAUAAAUAACUUAGACAAAAAAAUAUUAUUUUUUUGGUAUAGUAAGGGCAUUAAAAAAUCCUUGUACAAUACAGAUAAGUU